This is a messenger RNA of Halichondria panicea, 868 nucleotides long. Its product is annotated as ER degradation-enhancing alpha-mannosidase-like protein 3. Gene Ontology annotation, biological process: mannose trimming involved in glycoprotein ERAD pathway; carbohydrate metabolic process; endoplasmic reticulum mannose trimming. Lineage: Eukaryota; Metazoa; Porifera; Demospongiae; Suberitida; Halichondriidae. Bases 203 to 655 code for a protein of 150 amino acids. The transcript has 5 exons. Gene Ontology annotation, cellular component: endoplasmic reticulum; membrane. Gene Ontology annotation, molecular function: calcium ion binding; mannosyl-oligosaccharide 1,2-alpha-mannosidase activity. The record is from RefSeq and is a predicted model, not a curated record.
CAUUGAAAAAGCCGUCAUCACAUUGCUAAAGUCAAAGUGCAGUUAGUAGAAUUAAAAGAAUAAUCAUGUCUUGAAAUAUUGAAAUCCAACCUUCAAGACAAAGAGACUCUGUGCUUUGUUUAUCUUUCCUCCUACUAUGAACAGGUUAUAGCUGACAGGGUGAGUUGCAAUAUGCAAGGGGCCUUCCAGACCUUCUCUUGAAAUGGCUGAAUGCAUGAAUUCACCUCAUCGAAUGACUAGAUCUUUCAUGGACUCACUUCUGGCGUUCUGGCCUGGUCUACAGGUUCUGUGGGGUGACGUAGACACAGCUAUACACAUUCACGACAUGCUUUAUCAUGUGAUGGAGAGACACAACUUCCUACCCGAGGCAUUCACUCAUGACUUCAGGGUUCACUGGGGAAACCACCCUCUCAGGCCUGAGUUCAUUGAGAGCACUUACUUCCUCUACAAGGCGACUGGAGAUCCAUACUACCUGGACGUGGGUCGAUCAGUGGUGAACAACUUGAACAAGUACGCCAGAGUGAGGUGUGGCUUCACUGCCAUCAAGGACCUCAGGACCAACGCUCACGAGGACAGAAUGGACUCCUUCGUACUGGGGCUGAGACGUUCAAGUAUCUGUUCUUGUUGUUUGCUGACGAGGGGGACAGUCCCCUGAACAUGGAUGACUUUGUGUUCACGACUGAGGCCCACCUCUUCCCCCUCUCCCUCACCAGCGCUAACACCACCCUCAAUAGAGUCGUCCAUGAGGCAUUGCUGGUGAAGAACACAGACCUGGUGAAUAUGAGCACUGUCACUGUCACCACUAGCGGACCAGACUCUUCUGGGAAGGCAGCAAAGAACAAACCAGUUGCUGACAGCUUCACUAAAG